UGGCAGAAAAAGGAUUACAAAGUAACCUCAGAAAAGUUCACCCAACCGGAGCGAGAGGUGUGUCGGAGAGAGGAGGCGUCACCAGAAAUUGGGCUGGAUUUUAUGGAGCAGCUGAGGGGUUCUCAGCUAUCAGGUAUUUCACAUGGUCUGGUGACCUAGAUAGCUCACAAGUUCCAAUCUGUCAGUAUGAGUGAACAGCCAGUGUUCCUAGGGCCCGAGAUAGUGGAGAAAUACUUAGUCUAUUCCACGUUGAUACCUUUGCUGGAAAAAGCCCUGAUCAAUUAUUCCAGAGGAAAAGAAGGAGGCAUUGUGCAACCCAUCCGGACCAUUGUGCCCGUGGCAAAGUACAAUGGUUUCUUAGGGGUAAUGCCGGCUUACAGUACUGAAGAUGACGCUUUAACAACAAAGUUGGUAACAUUUUAUGAGACUAACGCAUCAUCAGACAUUCCCUCGCAUCAAGCAACCGUCCUUUUAUUUGAGCCAUCCAAUGGGACUCUGAAAGCUGUAAUUGAUGGCAAAGUAAUUACAGAUAAGAGAACUGCUGCAGUUUCAGCAAUCGCAACAAAGCUGUUAAAACCUUCGCCUUGUGAAGUCCUCUGUAUUCUGGGCUCCGGAGCGCAGGCUCACAGUCACUAUGAAGCUUUUACACAACAGUUUUUCUUCAGAGAGGUCAGGAUUUGGAGCCGCACAAGAGAUAAAGCUGAAAAAUUUGCAAAAUCUGUAGAAGGAAACAUUCGUGUUUGUUCUACCGCCCAAGAAGCGGUGAAUGAUGCAGAUGUGAUUAUCACAGCUACAAUGUCUACAGAGCCGGUUCUUUUCGGGGAUUGGGUCAAGCCGGGUGCACACAUAAACGCUCUUGGUGCUUGCCGGCCAGACUGGAGAGAACUAGAUGAUACUCUUAUGAAGAAUUGUGUGUUGUAUGUGGACACCAGGGAAGCCAGCCAAAAGGAGUCUGGGGAUAUUGUGCUAUCUGGGGCGUCCAUUUUUGGUGAAAUUGGUGAAAUACUUAACGGAACAAAACCUGCUCUUUCAGAUAAAACAACCGUUUUUAAGUCUGUAGGCAUGGCCAUUGAAGACACUGUUUCAGCAAAAAUAGUCUAUGACUCCUGGCAAUCGACUAGAGGAAAUAAAUAAGCAAGCACUAAUGUGCAUCAAUUUUAGGAGUUAUCGUACAAAAUGUUUCCAGUAAGCAUUUUUUCUAGUUUUGCCAUUGCGCUUUUUAUGGUUAUUAUUCCUGGAUAAUCAUAUUUUUAUUACAACUGUUAAACAUCAUUGUUUUGCUGUCUAAUUAAAGCGUUCCUGUCAUAGUGCAAAAAAAAAGAAAAAAAGUGAUAUGUUACUCAGGACCCAAUCCUGAUCAUGUGCAUAUGAUUUUUAUGUGUCUCGGACCUAUAUAUCCAGAGAUAUAAGCAUUUAUCUGCUGGUGAGUUACUUUUUCAUUGUGCAGGCUGGAGGGGGCGUGUCAGUCUGUCUCCCUCACAGGAGCAAGCCUGGGCAGUCAGCCAAUCAGUACUCCCUACUCUGUAACCCUUUCCUCUCUGGUUUUAUGCUGUGUCAUGUGUCAGAGGAAGAUACUCGGGGCCUGCCUGCAGUAAUCAGAAGACAUUAUGGUGAAUUCAUAACAGGAUAAAAUGUAUAAAUAUAAGAAUAGAUCUUUAUAAAAUUUGUGCAAGGAUUUUUUAGAUAAAAGUACAGCAUUUUUAUGAAUACAUGUUCUAUCUGUUUUAUCUUCUCCUAGUCAAGCUGGAUGCUAAUCAGCAUAGCUGUCACUAUGUGUGUCAUUCAUCUUUCACAGACUCCUGAAUGUCUGAUCAACUUCUUUGUCAUUCAGGAGUCCGAGAAAGCUUUGACUAUUUCAGCAUGCUGGGAGUUGUAGUUUAUUAACAACUGAAGCUGCAAUGUUUGUAAAUAACUGUGUUAGAGCAGUGUUGCCUCCAGCUGUUUUAAAACUACAGCUCCCAGCAUGUCCACACAUCAUUUAUCUGUAGUUUUGCAUACACUAAAUAGAAAUCUCCUAUACUGUAUACUGGUAUGCUUUUCGGCCGGUAUCCAGUAUGCUGUAAAAUCUAGACUAGUCUGUCUGGCUAGAAGACAGGCGACCCCUGGUGGUGGCUAUUUUGAGCUUGAAUUUCAGGUGAAAAUAAAAAAUCUUUUUAACAGGUAUAUAUAGUGAAAUGUCAUAUUAUGAGUCCUGCAAUAUAUGAAAAGUUUUUUUUAACAAUGACAGUGCCUCUUUAAAUAUAAAUUGUUGCCUAGUAGCUGUAAUAUGACAGGAAAUUGUAAAUCAACACAUUGGGGGAGAUUUAUCAAAACCUGUCUAGAGGAAAAGUUGCUGAGUUGCCCAUAGCAACCAAUCAGAUCACAACUUUCAUUUUUCAGAGGCCUUUUCAAAAAUGAAAGAAGCGAUCUGAUUGGUUGCUAUGGGCAACUCAGCAACUUUUCCUCUGGACAGGUUUUGAUAAAUCUCCCCCAUUUUCUCUGUUCUUAAGAAAAAUCUUUUAUAAUAAUAAUAAUAAUAAUAAUAUUGUACCCAUGAUAUGGCUGUGCUAAACAUAUUGUAACAGUGCAACUUUCUCUGAGAGCAAUAAACUAUAAAUAUUGGUUAUGACUAA
Messenger RNA from Hyla sarda, 2612 nucleotides. RefSeq names its product crystallin mu (gene CRYM). Gene Ontology annotation, molecular function: thyroid hormone binding. Gene Ontology annotation, biological process: thyroid hormone metabolic process. Bases 187 to 1134 code for a protein of 315 amino acids. NCBI's taxonomy places the organism in Eukaryota, Metazoa, Chordata, Amphibia, Anura, Hylidae. Gene Ontology annotation, cellular component: cytoplasm. The record is from RefSeq and is a predicted model, not a curated record. The transcript has 8 exons.